Messenger RNA from Parnassius mnemosyne (clouded apollo), 1098 nucleotides. Lineage: Eukaryota; Metazoa; Arthropoda; Insecta; Lepidoptera; Papilionidae. The record is from the annotation of a GenBank genome assembly.
AUGAAGCAAAAAAAUCUGUCUAAUAUGAAAAGGCGAGCAGCGGACACCCUUGAGAAACCAAGGCAGUUGAUUCAAGGAUCGACAAGAAGGAUAAAUUUGGAAGUAUCAGUCCAUUUGCCAUCGUACAAUGCAUCUCAGAGAACUGUUGAGCGUAUUCGGCAAAGGCGUGAAGUGUCGUGCCCAAACCCAGGCUCUGUUGCCGAUAUUAAUAUUCCUGUUGCACUACAAGUCACUUCAAGAAAUCUAAAUUUCUUGUUAUGGGAUUCCGGACAGAAUGAUCCUCAUCGCAUCUUCAUGUUUGGUACUGAAGAAAAUUUGGAAGUUUUAGAGGAGCACCGGCACUGGCACGUAGAUGGAACCUUUAAAGUAGCCCCACAAUUAUUUUUACAAGUAUUUACCAUUCAUGCAUUGGUAGAUAACCGUUCUAUUCCGUUGAUUUACGUGCUUCUACAGGAUAAACGAGAAGAAACAUAUGUUCGAGUGUUUCAAAAAUUGAUGGAGUUGAAACCCACUUUAAAUCCAAUAAGCUGCUUAUCCGACUUCGAGAAAGCGAUCCAAAAUGCAGUUUGCCAGGUAUUUCAUGGUGUUCAGGUGAUGGGUUGUUUAUUCCACUUAGGGCAGUGUUUAUGGAGGAAAAUCCAAGAGCUACAUCUUGUAGAAGAAUAUCGCAAUGACGAAAAUGUGAGAAUGCAUUUGAAAAUGUUACUAGCGUUAUCUUUUGUCCAAGAGGGCGACGUAAUCACUGCUUUUGAGGAGCUAACCGAAAGCUGUCCACGAGAAAUUGAUGCAGUCAUCGAUUACUGGGAAGAUAUUUAUAUAGGACGGCAAAGAAGAAAUCGGAGAGCAGAUCCAAAAUUUCCUAUUCAUGUAUGGAAUGUUCAUGAUAGAGUGCACCAGGGCCUUCCGCGUACAAACAACUCUGUAGAAGGAUGGCAUCAUGCUUUCCAACACACCGUUGACUGUCACCAUCCAUGUAUUUUCAAAUUAAUAGACCACUUCAGGAAGGACCGGACAAGACCGGGUAGAAAUAGAGUUGGAACGUUUUCGAGCCGGCUUCAGAAAUCCCGAAGCUUCCAAAAAGAAGUAUGUGCAACUUAA